AUGAGCACACACACCCACUCCCUCAGCCCAUCCCCCAGUUCACUUUGCUUGUGGGAUCUCCCCGUUUCUCCUGCCCCUGGACUGAGUGGCAGGCCAUCCCACAAGCACCCGGACACUUGGCAUCAGUGGUGUCAAGACAACUCUAAGAAGGUUUUCUGUGAUCCUGCAAGACCUGUGUUCCUUCCCGGUGAUUCUGCCUUCAAUUUGAUUGCACAGGUACCACAGCAAGCCAGUGCUGUGUGCGCCGAAUUCCAGGGCAUCCUCCAGCUCAGCCACUACACUGAGCACAAGGAAUCUCUGUGGGACCCAGGAACAGGUAGUCACCCCUUUGGGGCCCACAACACCCGGCUGUCCCCAGACUUGUGGCCAGGGAAGAUAGUAUUGAGGGCCCUCAAGGAGAGCGGGACAGGGAUGGCUGAGCAGGACAAGGACCCUAGAGUCCAAGAGAAUCCUGAUGAUCAGAGAAGGGUCCCCGAGGUCACCAGGGAUGCACGGUCUGCAUUUCGGCCCCUGUCGGACAACGGAGGCCUCUCUCCCUUUGUGCCCAGGCCCGGGCCUCUGCAGAGAGACCGCCAUGCCCAGAGGUCAGAAUUCAGAUAUAACCAGAGAUCCCAGACCUCCUGGACGAGCUCGUGCCCCGAACUAAAUUCCAUCUCGAGCUCCUACAGCUCUACAGGAGGCCUCCUGGGGCUAAAGCGGAGGUGGGGGCCAGCCUCAUCCCACUGCCAGCUGACCCGCAGUUCCUCAAAGACAGUGAGUGAGGACGGACCUCAGGCUGUCUCUUCUGGUCACACCCAGUGUGAAAAGACGGCAGAUAUAGCACCAGGGCAGACACUGGCCCUCAGGAAUGGCUCCCCCAGAUCCCAGGCCUCUAGGCCCCGUAAACGCAAGCUUCCCCUGCCGUCACGCAGGCAAGGGGAUCCUCUGAUGCUGCCACCUCCCUUAGUGCUGGGGUUCCAGGUCACUGCUGAAGACCUGGACCUGGAGAAGGAGGCGGCAUUCCAGCGCAUCAACAGUGAACUGCGGGCUGAGGCCAAAGCCAUCUCGGACUGUAGACCCUCACGGCCUUCCCACGCUUUGUCCUCACUUGCAACAGGGACUUCUGGUGUGCCUACCAUCUCUAAAGCACCCAGUAUGGAUGCACAGCAGGAGAGACACAAGUCCCAAGACUGCCUGGGCCCAGUGGCCCCCCUAGCUUCUGCUGCAGAGGUCCCCUCUACAGCUCCUGUGUCUGGGAAGAAGCACAGACCACCAGGCCCCCUGUUCUCCUCCUCAGAUCCCCUUCCUGCCACCUCUUCCCACUCCCGGGACUCAGCCCAGGUCACCUCACUGAUUCCUGCCCCCUUCCCAGCUGCAAGCAUGGAUGCGGACAUCAGAAGAACAACGCCUGGCACUUCUGCUCCUGCAGCUGCCGCAGAAGCCCCUCCCCCCUCCACAUUGAACCCCACGUCGGGGUCACUACUGAAUGGAGUGGAUGGAGGCCCUUCACAUUUCUGGGCCACAGUCACAGCUGAAGCAGGUGCCCAGAGGUCAGAAGUCAGAUAUAACAAGAGAUCCCAGACCUCCUGGACGAGCUCGUGCCCCAAACAAAUUGCCACCUCGAGCUCCUACAGCUCUACGGGAGGCCUCCCUGGGCUAAAGCGGAGGUGGGGGCCAGCCUCAUCCCACUGCCAGCUGACCUGCAGUUCCUCAAAGACAGUGAGUGAGGACGGACCUCAGGCUGUCUCUUCGGGUCACACCCAGUGUGAAAAGACGGCAGAUAUAGCACCAGGGCAGACACUGGCCCUCAGGAAUGGCUCCCCCAGAUCCCAGGCCUCUAGGCCCCGUAAACGCAAGCUUCCCCUGCCGUCACGCAGGCAAGGGGAUCCUCUGAUGCUGCCACCUCCCUUAGAGCUGGGGUUCCGGGUCACUGCCGAAGACCUGGACCUGGAGAAGGAGGCGGCAUUCCAGCGCAUCAACAGUGAACUGCGGGCUGAGACCAGGGCCAUCUUGGACUGUAGACCCUCACGGCCUUCCCACACUUUGUCCUCACUUGCAACAGGGGCUUCUGGUCUGCCUGCCAUCUCUAAAGCACCCAGUAUGGAUGCACAGCAGGAGAGACACAAGUCCCAAGACUGCCUGGGCCCAGUGGCCCCCCUAGCUUCUGCUGCAGAGGUCCUCUCUACAGCUCCUGUGUCUGGGAAGAAGCACAGACCACCAGGCCCCCUUUUCUCCUCCUCAGAUACCUGUCCUGCCACCUCUUCCCACUCCCGGGACUCAGCCCAGGUCACCUCGCUGAUUCCUGCCCCCUUCCCAGCUGCAAGCAUGGAUGCGGGCAUCAGAAGAACAAGGCCUGGCACUUCUGCUCCUGCAGCUGCCACAGCAGCCCCUCCCCCCUCCACAUUGAACCCCACGUCGGGGUCACUACUGAAUGGAGUGGAUGGAGGCCCUUCACAUUUCUGGGCCUCAGCCGCAGCUGAAGCAGGUGCCCAGAGGUCAGAAGUCAGAUAUAACAAGAGAUCCCAGACCUCCUGGACGAGCUCGUGCACCACACGAAAUGCCAUCUCGAGUUCCUACAGCUCUACGGGAGGUCUCCCGGGGCUAAAGCAGAAGAGGGGGCCAGCUUCAUCCCACUGCCAGCUAACCCUCAGUUCCUCAAAGACAGUGAGUGAGGACGGACCUCAGGCUGUCUCUUCGGGUCACACCCGGUGUGAAAAGGCGGCAGAUAUAGCACCAGGGCAGACACUCGCCCCCAGGAAUGGCUCCCCCAGAUCCCAGGCCUCUAGGCCCCGUAGAUGCAAGUUUCCCCUGCUGCCACGCAGGCGAGGGGAGCCUUUGAUGCUGCCACCUCCCUUAGAGCUGGGGUUCCGGGUCACUGCUGAAGACCUGGACCUGGAGAAGGAGGCGGCAUUCCAGCGCAUCAACAGUGAACUGCAGGCUGAGGCCAAGGCCAUCUCGGACUGCACACAGCCCUGCCAUUUUCAGCUCGCUCAUUGGACAGGAUAGACUGGGCAUCCAGGCCUCAAGAUGGAGGCAGUGGCCGGAAUGAAUGAACGGCAACAAUUGCUGGCAACCGGCAGAAGCUGAGAGACAGGGAACGGGCUCUUCUCCAGAGCCUCCAGGAGCCAGGCCUUUGAAUACCUCGAAUGUGGGCUUCUGGGAGACCAUGUGUUUCUGUUAUAAGCAGCCCAGUCUCUGGCAGUUUUUACGGCUGCCCCUGGAUGCUCAUCUACACCUGUCUGACAAGGUCAAGCUCCAAGGAAGGGAUUCUCUGCAUAUCUACAUUGUUUGCAGAUUUUACGAUAAUCAUUUAUUCUUGCGUGGCUGAUCAUUGUUAGCCAAUAUAAAUAAAAUAAUAAAGAAAUGACCCAC
Molecule: messenger RNA, 3351 nt
Organism: Pongo pygmaeus (Bornean orangutan)
Lineage: Eukaryota; Metazoa; Chordata; Mammalia; Primates; Hominidae
Product: putative POM121-like protein 1-like
Exons: 4
Coding region: 1-2985 (994 amino acids)
Source: RefSeq, a predicted model, not a curated record